This is a messenger RNA of Biomphalaria glabrata, 2209 nucleotides long. Its product is annotated as neuropeptide FF receptor 2-like. Gene Ontology annotation, molecular function: neuropeptide receptor activity. The record is from RefSeq and is a predicted model, not a curated record. Gene Ontology annotation, biological process: G protein-coupled receptor signaling pathway. Lineage: Eukaryota; Metazoa; Mollusca; Gastropoda; Planorbidae. The transcript has 12 exons. Gene Ontology annotation, cellular component: membrane. The coding region runs from base 618 to 1958 and encodes 446 amino acids.
ACAACUCACCACACAAAUGAUGGCUUCUCGUAAGCCAGUGUAUUUUUGCGCAGCAAGUCGGACUUAUCUCCCCUUGUUCCCAAUGCGAGUUUAGAAACAGCUGUACUGUCUUGCCUAGCAACCGAUUACGCUAUUUUCUGUGGUUUCACGGCUUGGAUUGAUAUUAAGUAAUUUGUUCCACUGAUUUACUAAAUAACGGUUACAUGUGUUCACAUUUUUUGUUUUACCGAACAUUCGACUAUCCCAACCGUGAUUGGCCUUGUGCAGCUUUCAUUUUGUUAAGCGUUUUGGACUUUUAAAGGCUGGCCGUGUUUUAAAGCUAAACAUUGGAUCUGACCUACACGCUGUGUAAGAAAUUAUAAACUCAAUGUGUGUGAGGCUUAAAAAGGGAAGUAAUAAUUAAAAUACGCGAUGCUUUUAAGAACAUUUUUGUGCAGCUUUUUCGUUCAUGUAUUAACAAAAUAGAAAGAAUAAAAUUAGCAAAUGGAUGUUAUUCAUCGACUGAAAGUUAGCAGACUUCUUACUGGUUCAAUACUGGAGAACUAGACAUGGAACUCUCUACUUACCAAAGUAUUAAAGGACUAUAUUUCUUACCGCGUCGUUGACAACCUGGCAGUAUGAGCAAGAAAAACUGCACGCCUGGUGAUGAGCUCGAGAUACCAUUGACCCUAGUGCUAGACUACAGUGACUUCAAUGCCACCUACCCCAUAGGCAACAUCCCAGCCUGGGAGGUCACUUUAAAAGUCGUCUUCUACAUCAUCGCCAUGGUGCUGGACAUUGUCGGCAACUCCAUUAUCAUCUUUAUCAUCAUCCUCAACCGUAAAAUGAGGACCACCACCAAUGUGCUUAUAUUAAACCUGGCUGUCAGCGACCUUUUCGUUGGCAUCUUUUGUAUGUGGAUUCAUAUGGGCAAUCAGAUUGACUCCAACUGGCCUUUUGGAUCUUUUAUGUGCAAGUUUACAAAUUUCAGCCAAGUUAUGUCAGUAACGGCGAGUGUUUUAACCCUGACCAUCAUCUCAGUGGAGCGGUUCAUAGCCAUUGUCUACCCAUUCAAGGCCAAAUGGUCAGCGCUGACCACUGUCAUCGUUAUUGUCUGUACCUGGGUCGCUGCCAUAGCAACCGCCUCACCUCAUCUGUUUGUCCGGCACCUGUUUAAGACCCUGUGGCAGGACAGGGAGGACAGAUGGUGUGCAGAAGUGUGGACUCAGUAUUACAAAGACAGAGACUGCAACACCUGGCCGCGCGGGAAGGUGGUCUACUACUGUGUGGAGGGGAUUGUCAUGUACUUCCUGCCCAUCGUCAUCAUGAUAGUCACCUACUCCAUCAUCUCCGUCAAGCUGCUCCACCGGCGGGCGCCGGGGUCUCUGAUCAACUCCACGUCAUCGGCACAGGAUAAGUCCAAGAAGAAGGUGAUCAAGAUGUUAGUAGCUGUCCUGGUAGUCUUCACACUCUGCUGGACACCACAGCAGACUCUGUUACUGAUGAGCGUCUUAGGGAAACCGACCACUCGCAGUGACAUAAAGUAUACAGCAGUGUUCGUAGCGUACUUCAACAGUGCAUUAAAUCCUAUACUAUAUGGAGGCUUCAAUGAGAAUUUCCGGAAAGGCUUCAGUGAGGCGUUUAAAUGUGUACUAGUUCAGAAACGAAAUAAAAUUGGAAUAGACAGUACAGCCAGAUCUAUGGCACCUCAUAGUAAGAUAAUGCACGAUCCCCACAGUUUUAAUUCUCAAGAGGACGGCCAUUAUUCAGCAUUGAGCCCUGCUGCAUCACAUCUUCAUGUAGACACCAAACAUGGUUAUAGUAAUACAUUGCAAGUUCCGGUUUCAACUGUCUAUGAAACACAAGGUGUCGCAACAAAUAAAACACCAGAACUAUCAGCACACUCAGCGUCCAGGACACCAGAAACCAUGACGUCAUCGUUGAAAUCGGACAUUUUCGUAGUCAAGUGCGACUCCUAGAGACCCACUUCAAUUUCCAGACUUCAAUACUGUCAAAAUGAGUCGGGAGUGUUCAAAGAAAAAGUGUCAACAAUUAUGAAAAAAAAAAAAAGCUUCAAAACACUGACCGAUCCCUGUCUCGCUUGUGAGUGGGCCUCCCCAUCUCAGGACAUCGUUCUACUAACAAUCUAUUCGCUCUACGAAUGUCGUUUUGAUUGAUGCUGCUAACAGAUAUGAGUGCAUCCUACGCUAAUAAAAACUUGUUUCCAAAA